AUGUCGAUUCCCGACUUAGAUGCCAAUUUUUACUCGGGCCCCAUCCUGAAACACGUUGCCAAUAUCCGCCAGUCGGUGCUGGUGCCCCAUUCCAUGUCGUCAUCGUCUAUUCAUCAUUCGUUGGAAAAUGAAAAGACAUCGUACAUGAAAAACUCGCCGUCAAUGAAGGCAUUGGAGUCGAUGUUGGCCAACAAGAAGAAGCCUAAAAAUGGUGAGGAAAUCAACGAAGCUAUUGUAGAGGAGCCCAGCGAGCUGAAUGAGCAAAACCAACCAAAUGAACCAAACGAAUCGAACAAAAUGAACGAACUGAAUGAGCAGAAUGAACCUCACGAUGUUCGUGUUCAUAAACCCAAACUCGAUAAAAUCCAAGAAAAAGCUCCUUUGGUCUCUCAUAGCACCCCCAGCUUGCACGGCGGCGAAUCAUCCUCGGUGCAAUCGUUUCAAACGGCUACUUCCGUCGACAUGUCUCCGUCUAAAAACACCUCCAAGUCUGCCCGAACCGAUGGAACCGGUUCCAGCACUUAUGACGAGACGCCCGAGUUGAUCCAACCGGCUCAGUUCCACACCAUCAAGCAAACCACCAAGGACUUUUCACCGUCUAUUCGGGUCAUUUCUGCAUUCCAAGAAAGAAGAGAAUCUGCCUAUUCCGAUCAUGAUGAAACAUUGAUUGAAGCAGAACAAAAAGAAGCGCCUUCUCUCUCUCAACCAGCUUCGAGACUGAUGAUUCCCGACGAUAUACUUGAUUCGGAGUCGAAAUCAAAGACGAUCUUGGCAACAAUGGCCGCCAAGCCAACCGAGCCAAAAAAGCUUACUGAGCCAAAACCAUCCGAGCAAAAACCAGAGCUCGAGGCAAUGCAUCCAGCCGACGCUAAUCCCAGAAAACUCACCGCAUCGGCCACAUUACCACAGCUUGCUCAAAAUCCACCUCAAGAUUUCCCAACUCACACUCGCUCCAAUUCGUCGUUUUCGUUGUCUUUCAACAAAAACAAAGACCAGCCGCCCAUUCCCGGCAGACAGAGACGAAGCAGUACGUUCAGCGACUUGACGUCAAAGUUUAUCAAUUCAAAGCCUGAAGAAGAGAAGACGAAAGCGAAACCAAAACCCACCACUUCGAGACCCGAACCCACAAAGAAAAAGUUCUCGUUUAGAGCGUUGUUCAAGAAAAAGGAGCCUGCUACCAUCCCCACUUCGGCGUCUUCUCCGGCUUUGGCAAAGCCCAAUCCUGGAUCUCAAUCUUCCGGGAAAAGUAUGUUCAAGAAGAGCAAGUCAACCGACACAUUGAGCCAUUUGGAUGAACAAAACGUGGCUCGUGAGCAGCUUCGUAGGCGCAAUACAGAGGAAACCAAGACAAAUGUGUCAGCUCCAGCUGCUCCAGUAAAGAAAUUGACAGACAUUUCCAAUAUCAAACAACCACAGAAUAUCAACCAAUUGCAACUGUCAGAGAUGAACAAGCCUCAGUUUUUCAAUCCUCCUCCAAAGCAAGGGCUAAUAAGGGAAGUUAGUGACUACGAUUUGAACGAUACGUACGCGAAUUCUGAGCCUGAAGACGAAUACGAUAGGCACAAUCUCAGCAGUGAUCCUGCCACUCCAUAUAACCCCGGUCGGUUCGACCAAGAAAUGAAGCUUGACGCCGGAUUCGGGUCGCCUUUUCAAGUGGAAUACAAGUCUCCUCAGCAAGUAGAAGACGAAGCGAAAAAAGAGCACCAGCUCAACGAAGUCAAUGAUUCCAAAGAAUCUACAGAACCUGUGGAAGCCAAUGAUCUUGACCCCAACGACCCAAGUGACCAACUUCUUGGCGAAGCACUCUUUCCAAAGUCGCUCAGUGCACAGGAAGUUCAAAGUAUCGUUUCGUUGGAACGGUCUAGGUCAAUUCGCUCGGUUCGUUCGAAGCACAAUUCGUUUGCAAACUACAAUGGAAGUGACGACAAUAUUAUACAAUACACUGGGGCGAUUUCUGUCCCCAAUUCGGGCAUGACUCGUUCCGAGAGCAUAUUAAAGCGGGCCAAAGAGCAACACCUUUCGACUCCAUCUCCCAAAAAAGCCAAGUCUCCGUCGUUGACUCCCGAGGGAACAUCCGACUUGAAUAAUUUCAUUGAGUUUUCGGACUAUAUCGACUUUGACAAAUUGGAUUUCCAGCUUUCACCAAGUCGAAACUCGAGUUACCAGCCAUCGCCUACACCUCCCGCAGCAGAGACACCAGUUCGUCAAGCUUCGCCCCAAGCUUCUCCUCGUCAAGUUUCGCAUCAAGCAUCACUUCAAGCUUCGCCUAUUAUCAUCUCGUCAUCGGCAUCGGUGGAGUCACUUGCAGAGAUUCCAAAGCCUGUUUCGGUUGUCGUUACACCAGCUGAACCAGAACCAGAACCAGAACCAAAACAGCUCAAACCAGCUGCUAUUGUGGUUUCAGAUCAUGUGGAGGAAGAGUACAACGGUCCUCUUACGCCCAAUCUCGAGACCAUUGACUCGUUCAAAUUGCCGUCGCCAACGGCUCUGCCCGAGGAAGUGGCCGUAGUGCCAAGAACCAACGACAAGCCAUCGGGAGCUCGUCCUAUUUCCAUGUCGUUUCGUGGACUUCGAGGUCCCAAUUUUGGCGAGAAACUCACGAUGCACGAAGUCAGAUCAAGCGAGUCUCACCAACUGUUCAACAUUUCGUUUGGCGACGACUCGAACGAGUCUGGAGUGGGCGACGGGUUUGGAGGCUCUUCCGACGAACUGGAGCUGGAGCUGGAACUGGAACUUGAAAAUGAUAAAGAGAAUAUUCCGCUUGUUCUGGCUGUACCCCCCAAGCCUCUGUUCAUCCACAAGAAAAUAUCGCUGUGGGGCACCACAGACUCACAGUCCAGUCCUUCGUCUAUGAAUUCGUUCAUCACCCGCACAUUCAAAAGGUCUCCCAAGGUUAAUAAUGCCGUACCUCAGUCUCCGGCCGGAGUUCGGUUUUCUUCCCGAAUUAUUCUCUACGAUACCUACAACGGCGACGACUACGACAGGCAUCCCGACACCGCCACAUGUAACCAAUUGACCCCGGCACUUGCUCAGAUGAUCAAGGAAGAGCUCAACCAGGUGAAGAGCGAGAUGGAGGUGCAUGAGGAUCUGCGAUGCUACACCCAUUUUUUCUAG
This is a messenger RNA of Meyerozyma guilliermondii ATCC 6260, 3114 nucleotides long. RefSeq names its product Bni4p (gene BNI4). Lineage: Eukaryota; Fungi; Ascomycota; Pichiomycetes; Serinales; Debaryomycetaceae. The coding region runs from base 1 to 3114 and encodes 1037 amino acids. Gene Ontology annotation, biological process: actin cytoskeleton organization. The transcript has a single exon. The record is from RefSeq and is a predicted model, not a curated record. Gene Ontology annotation, molecular function: actin binding.